CAACACUACAUGCAAGUCUUGAAUCAACAUCAAUUGCUGAUCCUACUUGAACCAGGUGAUAAGAGAUGAAAAGUCCAGACCAUGUGGUCAAGUAUUCGCGACGGGGGAAUUACUCACCCUAUUAGACUACUAUCAGUCAUGGGCACCCCAGGGUAUAAGUACGACAGGACGAGCCACUUUGCCUUGGAUUGACAAGUAGGCAUCAGAACCAGUUUCCCACUACAUUCUUAAAAUCCUGCCUUCAAGUUUUUCAGCAUGUCUACGUAUCUCAUCACCGGCGUAUCGCGAGGCAUUGGUUUUGCAUUUCUCCGCCACAUCUCUGCAGACCCAAAUAAUACUGUUAUCGGGCUUGUUCGUGAUAAAACUACGACCGAAAAGAAGGUCCGCGAGGAAUUGGACCGGCCCAAUAUUCACAUUAUCCAGGCUGAUCUCACAGACCUCGACUCAUUGAAGAAAUCUGUGGAUCAAGUCUCUCCUCUUGUCAACGGAUCCAUUGACUAUCUAAUCGCCAACGCGGGAUAUAUGUCCCUUUGGUCCGCUUAUCAUCCUCUAAGCAGUUUGGGCAAUGAUCCUGAAAGACUAGAAGAGGACAUACUUGAAUGCUUCCGUACCAAUGUCGUAGGGAAUGUCCACCUGUUCAACCUCUACAUGCCACUCAUUUUGAAGGGCCACGUCAAGAAAGUCAUUGCUAUUACGUCAGGAUUCGCAGAUGACGACCUUACGACGACAUAUGCAAUCGACGUCGCCGGUCCAUACUCUAUCAGCAAGGCUGCCAUGAACACCGCCGUGGCAAAGUUCAGCGCGGAGUAUGCGGAAAGGGGUGUUUUGUUCAUGGGCAUCGCUCCGGGUGCCGUCGAAGUCGGACAGGACAAGGAUUUGACCGAAGAGCAGAUAAAGAUUGCCAUGGCUUUAGGAGAGAAAUUCGCUCGCUAUGCCCCUCAUUUCCGCGGCCGUACGACACCAGAAGAGUCCGUCAAAGACAUGAUGUCCGUUAUCAAUGCAGCGAGCCUUGAAUCGGGACACGGAGGCUGUUUUAUUUCACAGCAUGGAAACAAGAAGUGGCUGUAAAUGGACAAGCAGUCAUUGUAUCUGGGAAAUUUUACCCUGAGCAUAUCUAAGACUGCAAGUGAUAAUAUAUAUCAAUAACAUCCUGUUAUAUCGCGUACAAACAUAUUUUAUCUAGCAGUUCAUUGGAG
Messenger RNA from Talaromyces proteolyticus, 1196 nucleotides. RefSeq names its product short-chain dehydrogenase. The record is from RefSeq and is a predicted model, not a curated record. NCBI's taxonomy places the organism in Eukaryota, Fungi, Ascomycota, Eurotiomycetes, Eurotiales, Trichocomaceae. The transcript has 5 exons. Gene Ontology annotation, molecular function: oxidoreductase activity, acting on the CH-OH group of donors, NAD or NADP as acceptor. Bases 256 to 1068 code for a protein of 270 amino acids.